AUCUAACCAGAUUGACACUAAUGUCAGACAUAUUAGAAAAGUCAUUAGACGAGAUAAUCGGAGAGAAGAAGAAAGAUCCACGUCGUGGACCCCGCCCUGGUCCACCUCGUCGAUUCAGAGGAGGUCAUGCUUCAUUUUCCAGAGGCGGUGGUGCACAACAUGGCAAGAUUCACAAACAAAGACCAGCAGGACACCAUGGACAUCCUAAGAGACUCAACUACUCUUCAUUGCCUAGAGACAUUGCCUCGCUUGCUGGAUCCAGACCAGUAUUGCGUGUGAAGAACAUCCACCCCGAUUUGAAUGGGGAAGACUUGUCUCAGUUGUUUGGCAAUAUAUCUCCAGUUGACUUUGUCAAGUUUGAUGCCGAAAAUGAUUCCAACGCUUAUGUUUGUUUCCACAAUGAUAACGCCAAGAAUAAUGCAGAAGCAAUUGAAAAGUACGAUGGUAAGAAAGCCAUGGGAAAGAUAUUAAUUGUGGAAAAUGCAGUUUCAUUGGCUGAUCGUAUAUCGAGCCUUCCAGUAAGACGACAACCAGUAACUCCUGCUGCUUUGAAACAUCAUAAAAAGCCAGUUGGCAAAGGUAGAAGAAGGAGUAAACCUUCCGUGGAAGAUUUAGACAAGGAAUUGAACGCUUACAUGAAUGCUGAUGCAGAUCAACCAAGUGAUGCUAUGAAUGUCGAUUAAAAACAAUUAAAACGUAUAAACACUAUAUAUAUAAAUGUAAUAAUAAACAAAUAUAACUU
Spathaspora passalidarum NRRL Y-27907 is the source of this 742-nucleotide messenger RNA. RefSeq lists its product as uncharacterized. Lineage: Eukaryota; Fungi; Ascomycota; Pichiomycetes; Serinales; Debaryomycetaceae. The record is from RefSeq and is a predicted model, not a curated record. The transcript has a single exon. Gene Ontology annotation, molecular function: mRNA binding. Gene Ontology annotation, cellular component: nucleus. Gene Ontology annotation, biological process: mRNA export from nucleus. Bases 21 to 683 code for a protein of 220 amino acids.